Molecule: messenger RNA, 3049 nt
Organism: Apus apus (common swift)
Lineage: Eukaryota; Metazoa; Chordata; Aves; Apodiformes; Apodidae
Gene: GPR68
Product: G protein-coupled receptor 68
Exons: 2
Coding region: 312-1325 (337 amino acids)
Biological process (GO): G protein-coupled receptor signaling pathway; cellular response to pH
Cellular component (GO): membrane
Molecular function (GO): G protein-coupled receptor activity
Source: RefSeq, a predicted model, not a curated record
UCUCAGAAUAUGCUGCGCAAGACUCCUAUUUCCAGACUUACUGUCCGUGGCUGCCCUUGGAGCACUGUUGCCUCCCUUGCAGUGAGCACAAAGGAACUCCCAUUAGGUGCUGUACUGAGCAAGCAGUGUCACUGGUGUCCCUACAGCAGCACGACAGAGCACUAUAUCAGGUUAUUGACAUCCUGCAGCAAGCCAUCACUUCAGCCUGAAGGUUUGUGGAAGAAAUAAGCCGUACAGGAAAGUGGAUGAAAUUAAAUUUUACAUCUAUUCAUUUGGGACCCUGAUGAGUAAUACCCAGGGAGAGGCAGAAGAUGGUGAACUUCACAGGGAAUGCAACUGAGAAGUGCACUAUUAAUCAUGAUAUCCACCAGACAUUAUCCCCUGUGGUAUACAUCUUUGUAUUUAUAUUAGGCUUGCCAGCUAACUGCCUGGCCCUGUACUAUGGGUAUUUGCAGAUCAAGGCUAAAAAUGAACUGGGCAUCUACCUUUGCAAUUUGACUGUUGCAGACCUGCUCUACAUAUUUUCAUUGCCUUUUUGGCUUCAGUAUGUUUUACAGUAUGACAAUUGGACCUACGACGAGCUGCUGUGCAAGAUUUGUGGCAUCCUCUUGUACGAGAACAUAUACAUCAGUGUGGGCUUCCUCUGCUGCAUCUCCAUUGACCGCUACCUGGCGGUGGUGCACCCCUUCCGGUUCCAGGGCUUCCGGACCAUGAAGGCAGCUGCAAUUGUGAGCAUAGUUGUCUGGGCCAAAGAAAUCAUGACUUGCUGCUUUGUCUUUACACACGGUGAGAUCAGUAUGGACGCCGAGAGCCACGUGGUGUGCUUUGAGCAUUACCCCAUCAAAGAAUGGGAGCACAAUGUCAACUAUUACCGCUUCUCUGCUGGCUUCCUUUUCCCCUUCUUUCUGCUGGCCUUCUCUUACUGUGGGAUUUUACGAGUUGUCCACAAGAGUCACGGCACUCAAAACAAGAAGAAAAUCCAAAUUAAACGACUGGUUUCAAGCACUGUUUUCAUUUUUGUAGUUUGCUUUGGACCAUAUCACAUCCUACUCGUGGUUCGCAGCUUGUUGGAGGACAACUGCUCAUUUGCUGAGAAAAUAUUUAAUAUUUACCAUUUUUCUCUCCUGUUGACCACUUUUAACUGUGUAGCUGAUCCAGUAUUGUACUGUUUUUCCAGUGAAAGCACUUACCAGAACUUUGCCAAGAUGCGAGACUCUUGUUUAACAUGUUUAGGGUGUCUGAGGACCGAGUCGAAGGAAUCCUACCCGCUGAACGCUCCAGAAACUCCCAAAGGGCCACAGCAGGAGCAUCAACCAGGAGUAUGACAAAUAUCACAUGAUAGCACUGAAAGGAAGGACUCCUCCACACCCAACAUGGGCGGCCUAUAGCAUUCAUCAAGAAAGGACAUGAAUCUAAAAUCUGCAGCUAUGCACUUGUUUGUGUAACCAUUGGAUUUAUCUGCCUAUAACAACGUUACCUCCCAAAGGCUUACUAGCAAUGCACUACAGUGAGGUCAUUUCUGGAGGUGCUUGGACCUUGGCAAUACUGAGUAAAGCACAUGCUUAAGUCAGUUCAGUUACAACCAUGUGUCUGUUGUCAUUGUAGUACCACUCAAAACUUCUUAAUGACUGCACUGAACGGAAUAAGCUAGGACUCAUGCUGUCUGGUUCUGUUGAAUUUGUCUUUAACUGCUGAUUGCUCCUGCAGCAUCUAGAGAAAGCACUUUUCUACAAGCUGUCAUCAUCUGUUGAAAAAGCUGGAGACAGAACAAAUCAAAUGUCCCCACAUAUACUUUUAAAUAGGAAAAAAAGAUAAAAAAUCAAUUUUGGUAACAUGCCUGUAACUCUCUGAAAUAACUUCUCCUUCAGCCAGUUAUGAGGCCUGCAGAGACUGUGCCAGAACCGGCCUCCUAAAACAACCAAUCCAAUAACAUAAGAUGUUCCAGAAGAAUAUGUGCAUGGAACUCAGCAUGUGCUGAGACUUUCAGUCUGUUGAUUGAUCGUACAUCUCAGACUGUUCAACCUCAUCAUAAGGCUCCUGUUGACUUCCAGAGGAUGAGUUUUCUUGGAGAUAAAUAAUUUGGUCUGUUGACAUGGUAAAGAACAGAAGGUUGGGAAUACGUGAGGUGCUUUGAAUCCAUGUGCUUCUGAGUCAUUGUGUUCAAAGACUAAUUACGUUACAUCUAAAUUCUACUAAAACUUGCUAAGAUUUUUAUUGUGUCCUUUGCAAUUUGUGUCUCUUGUGCAAUACAGACCAUGCAGGCAAUUAAAUAACAAUGCAUUUGUGAGGGAAACUGUUACAUGGAUUCUGUUAAAACUCCCUUUUCUCCCACAAAUACUAUAGCUUAGCGUCUGGUCAGAAAUAUGAUGUAUGAGUUAUCUGUUUCCUGGAGUAGACAAAAACCAAAAUACAGGAAUAAGUGGAGAUAAUGGCACUUAAAGAUGUGCGAGUUGUGCUCUACAGUAUUGUUUCCACCACUAUCUCCUUUCUAAGUUGUUGUGUUUUUUUUUUCCUUUAUUAUAUAAAUGAAUCUUGUAUGAUGAUUCUUUGUGAUCUGCUCAUAAUACCUUGUGUCUGUAUUCAUUACACCAUUAAUAUUGUCUUGUCCUUUCACCUCUCUGGUUUCAAACCUUUCUUGGAACACCUCUCUGCAACCUGGAGCUGAUAACUUCUAUCAGUUUUGGUUCUGGUUUUGGUUGUGUUUUUUUAAAUGUCAGGAGAUACUCUAGACAGUUCUCUAGUAGUUGGCCUACUGCUGUCUGAAGCAUGUGAUUGUAACACAGCCUUGCCUGACAUCAGUUUCUAACAGGCAACACAUUCUAACAGUUUUCUGGAAACCACCUCGAGAGUGCAAUAUUAGAAAUAGGGAAUGUGUUUAAUAAAUAUUUUUUUUAUUAUUUUCUUACUAUAUUUGUUGGUUCUGUGUUUGAAAUAACUAACUUAUGGCUUGGGCUCUCAGUUUCUGCUUGUGAGACUACAGAUCUUCUUGCAGAAAGGACUUAUGUCCCCACUCCCAGGAGGGGAUUAGGUUUGCUUACAUUAACAUUUG